Medicago truncatula (barrel medic) is the source of this 1257-nucleotide messenger RNA. RefSeq lists its product as uncharacterized. NCBI's taxonomy places the organism in Eukaryota, Viridiplantae, Streptophyta, Magnoliopsida, Fabales, Fabaceae. Bases 188 to 1012 code for a protein of 274 amino acids. The transcript has a single exon. The record is from RefSeq and is a predicted model, not a curated record.
CACACUCUGAAAAGCUAAACACAAAAAAAGUCCCAAAAGCAAAAGAUAAAUGAUGGCUUCAUUCCUUUUUUCAAAUCCAAAUUCCAACGUUAUAUUAAAUUACGUAAACACCACAAUCACCACCCUUUUCUUCUUCCUCUCACCUCUUUCUUUCCCUUUGCAUUUCAUUUAAUUUCUCAACCAAAUUAUGGGUUCAUGCAUUAGCAAAUGCAGACCCAACAAACAUUCUCUAAAUCAUUUCAACAAAGACAAACUUGUUAUCUCUCAUCAACCUCCACCAACCCCAACAACCCUUCUUCAUUCUUCCAACAAAAUCUCACCUUCUCCUCCAUCUCCAACCUCUUCCAUUUCCUCCUUUACAUGCACCACUUCCAAAACCAUCUCCUCAGCUUCUUCCUUUUCAAGCACAAAUUCCUCAUCUUUAAGCUCCAAAGAUAGAUCCUUCUCCAAUGACUUCCUUUGGUCUUGCUACAAGGAAAAUCCACACAUCAUCACUCGUAUCAAUUCCCUCACCAAACCUACACCUCAACCUAAAAAGAUCAUAAACCCUUCACCAACAAAACAAAACAUGCCACAAAAAAGAGUUCGAUCAAAUUCACCAACCAACCUAACAAGACAAAAGAGUUUCAGAAAGGAAGUUGAACCUCAACUACCACUGAGGCCUAAUAGAAUGUUGGGUUCACCUUCUCCGAGUCGUAGAUUCAAUGGAAGUGUUGUAUCUACCACUAUUUCGGAUAAUAGUGUUUCGAAGCGAAUGAGUAAUAGCCCUAAGGCUAGUGUAGCUCAUUCAUCACGUUCUGUUAAUUCUACUUCUAUAAGGAAAGAAAGUGUUAGAGCAGCAGCUAUUAGUCCAAACAACAGUUUGCGGCGGGUUCAAUCUUCUGGUUUGAGUUUGAGGCAUAGAGAAACUGUGGUUAAGGAUGUGAUUUCUGGUAAUCAUCAUAAUAUUGACUCAAUUAUGGAAGAUAUUGAUAAUCCUCUUAUCUCAUUGGACUGUUUCAUCUUUUUGUAGAAAACAGUGUUUGUGUGUCCUCUAUAUUUUGAUUUAUUUGGUGUUCUGUUUAUACAUUGUUUGAAACCAAUUUUCUAUGUUUGUUUUUUGUUUUAUCUUUUUGGGGCUUGUUGAUUUUGAAUAUUGGAAUUUAUUCAUUACUAGCUAGUUUACUACUAUAGAAGUUUGUAAGGUUGAUAAGAUUUGUGUUUCUAAUUAUAAGAGUAAAGAAACAGUUGUGUGUGCUAGUUUGAAUUUGUAUUUUG